UGCCUCCUCCACUGCCAUCACGACUAAAGAACAAGAAAUUGUUAAAAUCCCCUAAAAAGAGAUACCUUCAAGAAUCUAAUAAUAAUUCUAAUCAUGAGGAAUUGGAACAAGAUGGCGAUAAAAGUGUAAAUGGUACAGGCCUAAAAAUGACCA
Molecule: messenger RNA, 153 nt
Organism: Entrophospora candida
Lineage: Eukaryota; Fungi; Glomeromycota; Glomeromycetes; Entrophosporales; Entrophosporaceae
Source: the annotation of a GenBank genome assembly